Messenger RNA from Acipenser ruthenus (sterlet), 1610 nucleotides. RefSeq names its product aryl-hydrocarbon-interacting protein-like 1. The record is from RefSeq and is a predicted model, not a curated record. NCBI's taxonomy places the organism in Eukaryota, Metazoa, Chordata, Actinopteri, Acipenseriformes, Acipenseridae. The transcript has 6 exons. Bases 113 to 1096 code for a protein of 327 amino acids. Gene Ontology annotation, molecular function: peptidyl-prolyl cis-trans isomerase activity; protein binding.
AUCCCUGCCUAGGAUUGCUCACCAACACAUACACACUAACACAUAUCUGGAGAUACAGAUCAGCCAGCUAGGUGUCCCAGUCUCUGAUGUUCUGGUUCCCAGUCUCACCAUCAUGGACAAGACGAUGCUGCUCAACAUGGAGGGAGUGAAGAAGACCAUUGUACACGGGGGCAGCGAUGACCUGCCCAGAUUCAUCACUGGCACAAAGGUGUCGUUCCAUUUCCGCACCAUGCUGUGUGACGAGGAUCGCACGGUGCUGGAUGACAGUAAAAAGGUGGGGGUGCCGAUGGAGGUGGUGAUCGGGAACAUGUUCAAGCUGGAGAUCUGGGAGUCUCUGCUCUGCUCCAUGAGGGUCGGGGAGGUGGCUGAGUUCUUGUGUGAUGUCAUUCACACCGGACUCUACCCUAUCGUUGCCAAGAGCCUGCGUCGCAUUGCAGAGGGCAAGGACCCAGUGGACUGGCACGUGCACACCUGCGGCAUGGCCAACAUGUUUGCCUACCACAGCCUGGGCUACCCAGACCUGGACGAGCUGCAGAAAGAACCACAGCCCCUCAUCUUCGUCCUGGAGCUGGUCAAGGUGGAACAGCCCACCGAGUACAACAGAGAGUCAUGGGCCAUGAGCGAUGAGGAGAGGAUGAAGGCAGUACCAAUUCUUCACGGGGAGGGGAACAAGCUCUUCAAACUGGGGAGAUACGAGGCAGCGACCAGCAAGUACAAAGAAGCCAUCAUCUGCCUCAAGAACAUACAGACCAAGGAGAAAGCGUGGGAGGUUCCCUGGCUCAAGCUGGAGAAGAUGGUCCACACUCUGACUCUUAACUACUGCCAGUGCCUGCUGAAGAUGGCUGAAUACUAUGAGGUUCUGGAGCACACCACUGACAUCAUCAACCACCACCCUGGGGUCCUGAAAGCCUACUUCAUGCGGGCCAAGGCUCACGUGGAGGUGUGGAACGAGGAGCAGGCCAAGACAGACUUCCAGAAGGUCCUGGAGCUGGACCCGAGCAUGGCCAAGACAGUGAGGAAGGAGCUGCAGAUCCUACACAUGAGGAUGGAGGAGAAGAGGGAUGAGGACAAGCUCACAUACAAGGGCAUGUUCUGACCCGCGAUGCCCGCUGCAUCCACAAGGGGCGCCAGAGAACAGCAGUGAGGCCUCCAGGACCAGCUUCUUAUUUCAGCAUGGUCCAGCUGUCCUCCUGUACAAUGAGAGACCUCUUCUUUGGUGUCUGUACAAACGAUAAAACCUGAGAUUAAACCCCCAGCCCAUCCCUGCAGUAACCACUGAAUUCCACUAGAUGUCGCCCAUUCUGCACGGUUUCUGUAAGAAGCUCCCACUUCUAUCCAACAGACAGAAGCCCAGAGAGUUCAGUGGAAAUAAUGACGUUUAAAGGGACAGCUAGACAUAAUGUCAUCGUUUUAAUUGAAAGUAAUGCCCCGCGCAGAUUUUAGAAUAUUAACUUGGCACACACGGUAACCUCCUCCUGAUGUAGCGUUACCUGGGAGCCAGCGGCCCACUUCCAGACACAGAGUGAAAGCAUAGGAGCCAACUCGAGCUCCUACUGCUAACAGAACAUUCUAGAAAAAUAAAGAACUUCACACCAGCUCUCCUUUGUAGC